GGGUUGCCGUUGCGUUUAGUUGCGUUCGGGCCUUCCGCGCAGACGUCGAGGCUCGGUGGAUGGGGGAUGAUCGGAGGACAGAAGGGUGGGCGACGGACGCGCCUCGCCCGCUUCGUUGGUCCUCCUUGCGUUCAGUUCAGAUCCAGAAGCCGAACGGGUCGCGUGUCUCUUUCUUAUUUUCGUCGUUACCGCAGCGACGGUCCGAUCGCCCCGAUUUUCAUCCUCUUCCAGUUUCCACGCCCAUCCCUUUACUCAGUUGGACGGAGAUUCUAGAGGGCUGCGGACGCGUCGACGCCGCUCUUCGUUCAAUCGUCGUUUCUGUACCGGAUGAUCGACGGUUGCAACGGCGGAUGGAUGUUUGUACAAUUCGUCGCGAAGCAAGUGAAGGCAAGUGUGAAGUAAGGCGCAUUAAUAAUCGGUCAGUUUCGUUUUAUUCGAAAAUAUAAUAAUUGCGAAGCGGUCCAGACAAGUGUGAAGUAAGGCGCAUUGAUAGACGGUCAGUUUAGAUUUGUUAGAAAACAAUUGCCUGUCGUGGUGAGUAUUCGAGUAUCGAACGCUGCGAGUUGAGAAGUGACGAUCGCUAACGAAUAACAAAAAAACAAAAUACGAUCGUACGAUGCUGCAGCAACGGCAGCGUGUAACCGACCUGUAACAGGGUAAUAAGUAUCUUCCAUUAAAGUGUUUUCUUUUUCUUUUCUACGUGUAGUUGUUGUUGUUGUUGUGUUGUUGUUGUUUGUGUCGUGCACGCGUCUCGCCGCUCCCGAAUAUAUAAUACGUAAACAUAACGAAGGCAACUGCGAUUCGAUUGCUUCGAUUCGACGCAAGAAAAACAAAGAAGAAUCCGACCAUCGGCAGCCGCGUUGUUCCUUACUCUGGGAUGAAACUUCAACCCAGACGCUGACGCGAUAAAGAUGAGCGUGAGGAAAAACCGUUGCUCUAACAAAUUCGCGUUUCCGCAAAUAUUUUCGCAGCAUCGUCGUGGCCGCGAUCAUCUCGUGAGUGCGUGUAAAUAAAUCGGCGCGAUGCUGCCGGUUCAGGUCGCCGAUUCCUGAUCCACCGUUCCUGCGUCUCGGACUGGCGUGUUCCGUUUGUUUUGUGUGUUGUUAAAUUUUCGCUUAUUUUCUUCCUACGUCGCGCCGUCGGCAGUGAGUAAACAGUGCGCGGUAAUAAUUGAUCGAGCAUCGUGGUGAGGUGAAGUGUGCUUGUUGUUCGUCGCCCCAGCGUUUAUUGGAGAGUGUGGCGAGAGGAGGAGGAGAUCGCUCAGCAUCUUAUUCUUCUUCCCUCUCCCCUGUGUUUCUUCUUCUUCUUCUUCUUCUUCUUCUCCUUCUUCUUCGGGCGGAAGAAAAACCCCGAGAGUGAAAUGCCGUGAUGGAACGAAUCCCGAAUACCUCCGUCCGUGCCGCCCUGCUUCUCCUGCUUCCCCUGCUGCUCGCCCUGCAUCCGGAAGUCGCCGACACGGCACGACCGAGUAAGCAGCGCAGUACCACCGAUGCCUCACCUCCCAGAGGGGGUUCCGUGAACGAAGCUGGGGUCUUCGCUCUACGAGGUCGGCAGGAGGGAAGCCGAAGGGCGCGAAGGACAACGACGACGACGACGAGUACAACAUCGACGACUACGAAUUUUAAUGGCGUCUUAACGCCGGUUGUCGAUAUCUCGUCACCGGUGAUAUCCGACGAUCUGGUCGAGCCAGCGGCUCUUUUGGCACCUGACGAGGAACCCUGGCCAACUAACGGACCUCUCGGUUCGGUACCGGUCACUUCGAGGGCUCAGGGAACCUCGGGGUCCCCCAAAACCGGUAUCGAGAUCGUCGCCAAGCCCCAACGCAAGGUCGUUCUACCUUGCGAGCUAAACGCGAACUACUCCAAGUUCCUGCUUCCGGCGUCUAGAAGCUACAGAGUCCGACCUGCUACCUGGGUUCAUAACGGCAAUCCCGUAGACAUGAUCACGAUAGAUACGAGGACCGAGAUGAGCGGUACCGGGCACAGGUAUAUCGGGGAUUCGACAACCGCCGCCCUCCACAUCGAUAACGUCAGGCUAGAGGACGAUGGGACAUGGGGUUGCACCCUGGAGGACGACAGGGGAAAGAUCCUUGCCGGAAGACCCGUGAAGCUCGUAGUGUUGGAGGCCCCGAGAGCGACGUACCUGCUGAUCGACGGGCGUCGAUUGGAUCCGGGAAAUCAAUUCGUUCCGGUUAAAGAGGGAUCUGAACUGACUCUCGAGUGCGGUGUCGAAGGUGGCAAUCCACCCCCUGUCUUGUCCUGGGGCAUGACCCUUUCUCAGGCGACUUUGGACGGGCCUGAACAACCGCCCAACAAUCUGACGAUACUCCCGUCCGUUGUUGGCCGGCGUAGCGGAGCUCAUCUGAACGUCCUCAGGGGUCAUCACAACGCCACUAUUGCCUGCGUAGCGAGGCACGUAACUCUUCAUUCGCCGAUGAACGCCAGCAUACUUCUCGACGUGCAAUAUACACCCUCUUUCGCAAUAACGAGACUACCCGGUUUUGGGAUUCCGAUCGUCGAGGGUAUGUCGAUCAGCCUGAAGUGCGAGGUGGAUAGUAAUCCGAGUAGCGUGCCCGUCUGGCAACGUGACGACGGUCCACCACCAGUCGAACAAACCGACGACGGGUGGUUGAACUUCACGAAGAUAACGAGGGCGGAGAGCGGAUGGUACAAAUGCUACACCCGACAUAUGCUUGGGAUUUUUACUAGCAUAGGAUACUUCCUGAACGUUCGCUACGACCCGGACACCGAGACCGAGGCCGAGGCGUUAAACGGUGAGGCUACGGACUCUCGUAAAAUCGAGAUACAGCUCGGGGGCGCCGUGACGCUCGAAUGCGACGGUGGAUGCUGGGGGCGAGGUCCCGGAAUGGAGCCCGUUGGAGGACCCGGACCACUCGCCUUGAGCCGGGUCGUCUACCAGGAAGCGGGUGAGUAUCGGUGCGUCGCCCCGGACCGGAAGAUGCAGGAUACCUGGCGCGCGCAACUGCCGUAUCGUGUUAAAGUCACGGGCGGUCCAGCGGUCCGGCCGUCGACUCAAGCGGUCGCCGCGGUCGAGGGUCAGCCGCUCGAGGUGAUGGUCGAGUUCUGCGCCGAGCCGACCUUCACCAGGCUCCUAUGGCUUUCGGAGGACCGAGUUUACCUACCCGGGAGCGAAGCUGCGGCCGGUGUAAAGGCCCUCGUCGUCGAGGAGGGCGACACGAAGGCCUGCCACCAGUCGAUACUCAGUUUUGACUCGGUUAGGUGGUCGGAUUCCGGGGAAUGGACGAUGAUCGUCAAAUCAUCGGCCGGCAUCGCGGACGCCUCAGUUUUUCUCAACGUCACGCGUUCCGCCGUAGGUCUAAACGUCGUUUCCGGUUCUAUAAGGGGAACGGCACCGAGUAUUCACGGUAUUACAAUAUCUCUGACGAUCGUCCGAUUUUCAGGGAUAUUAUUACGGUGGUCUGCGUCGCCUGGAAACUAUUAGGGUAUCGUAUAUAUAUAUAUAUAUAUAUACGAAUAUGGGUAUUAAAUUGAAAAUAAAAAAAAAAUAAAAAAAAUUAAUAAAUAAAAAAUAAUAAAAAAAUGAUAAUACAUACUAAAAGUUAUGGUAAUUGUGUAGAUAUGAUAUGCGAUUAUGAUAAUGUGCUAUACCUAAUGUGUUACGAGUACCUCGACAUAGAGUAUUGUAAUAAUGACAUUUUUUUUAUUUUCGAUUUUCAAACGUCACAUGCUACAUGUAUAGUAUACACACACACAUACAUAUAUAUAUAUAUAUACAUAUAUAUGUAUAUAAUAGGAAUUAUUAUCGUUACACAAUAUCAACCUGAGGUCGCAGUAUUAACGAAAACGAAUUUAAUAAUUUAUAAUAAUCGACGCGUCGGUAUAAUAUUAUUUAAAAGGACGAUUAUAGAUUUGUAAAUUCGUACCUAUAGUUAUUAUAUUGAUAAAUAUUCUCGCACGGAAAUAACGCGGCAAAUGUUUACAAUACGAGGGAGAGAUUUUUUCAGCAGCGUGAGACAUUUCGACCUAAUAACGAUUGUACCUGCGCAUACGCAUAUUUGGGUAUGUAUGUACGGGUGAAAUGACUGUUGACUUUCAAUUAAAUUGACGAGAUCGUCGAUAUUACAAUGUGUAUCAUAGUGUGAGAAUAUACAAACGUGCGAUUCAUUAUUAUUAUUAUUAUUAUUAUUUUACAAAACAAUUACGGCACAUGCAUAAAUAUACGAUGUAUGUAAACAUUGUAUAUGCAUUCCCUGUUUUCGAGGGGAAAAGAACUUAUAUAUACAUGUUUAUACAUCCAUAUAUAUAUAUAUACACACACACACAUAGUAUGUGUACAUCAUUCAUUAGUAUUACAACUAAACGGAGGAGGAAACCGUGUAAAUAAAUUGUAUAGGUAAUCAAAUUUAUGUGUAUGAUAUACAUAUAUAAAUAUAUACACAUAUAUAUGUAUACACACACGUUAUAUCGUUACGAUAUAUAAUUGUAUGCGUAUAGGUUGUAGCGAUUCAUCGAGUAAGUAUAUAAUAAACGGAUGGACGUGGACGGAUAUAUCGUGUGACAUAAAUUAACAAUCGUAAUAAUGCACGAUGAAGAUGAAAAACGAAAAAACUGUACGUGUUGAAAGAAAUAGAAAAGAAACGCUAACUAACCAGCGAUGAAAGAGAAGUGAAAAAAUUAUCGAAUAAUUGUACUAAAAAUUGCAACGUCGAGGAAACACGGCCGCGGAUACGUGGAAUUUUCAAAGGAAAAAAAGAAAGAAAGAUGGAAAAAUGGUAAUUAAAGUACGAUGGAAAUGAAGCGAAGUAAAAUAUUACGAGGAUUGAAACGGUCAUGAAUUCAAACGAAACCGAAUGGCACAAAAAUCUCGAAAUAUCUUGCGAAUAAAUUGACAUGCGUAUAAUAUACUAUAGAAAUUAGUAUCGCUACAAAUUUAUCUCAAAAUCUGAACAAUUCCGAUCUAACGUUGUUUUUGUUCAGUUUGUGUCAAAUAUAGAUAUGGGUAUUGUAUACAAUUAGUAUAAAGAUUGGGAGUAAAAACUUUCACCUAAUAUGCCAAUGAAGGAGAAAAUAAUACUCACCGCAGUUGAACGUCGGUGUAAAUACAUACCUACCAACAACACAUACUAUACUAUACGCACGAUGUGAAUACCAUCUCGAAUAUGUAAAUUGACAACAAUAAUACAUAUAUAUAUAUACACACACAUACAAUACACGUAUGAAUAUAUUGUUACAGAUUAAAUGAAUAAAUAUUGUUGUACAUUAACGCCGUAUAGGUGAGUAGAAUUUGUAAAAUAUAAAUACCUGUAACGUAAAAUAAUGAUAAUAGUAAUAACAACAACAACAACAACAACAACAAUGAUAAUAGUAUACAAAAAGAAAGGUAAUUAAUGUGUUAAUGUUGAUAACAUUAUAUAAUAUACACGGUAAACAAUAUAGUAUAACGGAUAUAAUGUAAUGCAAAAAUUUAUUCCGGUCCGCGCAUGAUGAAAGAAACAAAGACGGGAAAGGGAAAAAUAAUUAGAGGAAAAGGUGACGGUAUGACGAAUUGUUAUAAUAGAUGAUGUUUAUUAUUUGUUGAUAUAUUUUUGUAAAGUUUUAUUUAGCCAUAAGUUUUCCAUACACAUAUUAUACAUAUAACGCGUACGUAAUCCUUUCCUUCCAUCUUUCUCUCUCUCUCUCUCGCUCUGUCUCUCUCUCUCUCUCUCUGAAAAACUUCCCCGCAUCUCUACGUGUAUAAAUACUAAUAUUUUUGUAAUUCGGUAUCUCAAGAUUUGUACCUUUUCUUUCGUUUGCCUUUAAUUUUUUUGACUCGUUUUUUUUUCCCCCUUAUUGUUUUCUGUUAAUUUUAUUUCCACCAACGCAACGGUGAGAUAUACUUGGUUCUCAAAAAUUACCGCUAAAAUCCGCGAACUCGUGCCAUGAGAUUUACAAACACACACAGGAUAAUAUAAUUGCAGAGAGCUUCGUCAAUUUCAAUAUGAUAUAAUAAUAUUAUAUAUAAAAAUAUCCAACCCCCGAGGUUAUAAACGUCGCCCGUUCGCUCGUCUCUCUUCUAGCGUUACACAAACACACACGCGCGCAUAUGUAUCUUGGUAUUGUACCAAAUCCUCGUGAUCCAACAUUGCGAUUACAGAGUAAAAUUUCGAUAUUUUUUUUUCCGAUCCCUUCCCGGCGAUCCCUGCCGGGGCUUCCAUUUCCGAACAAUAAUGUACGUUACGCAAACGUCGGCUGAGUUUCGCUCUCUCUCUCCACAUUCUCUCUUUCUCCCUUCAGCCAUAUCUCUGUGAUGCAUAUAUACGUAUACAUAUGUACGUACACGUACGGAACGUUUGCAGUAGUGUAGAUAAAAAAAAAAAAAAAAAAACUCAGAGCAAAGAAAUAUGAAACGAAAAUAACGAGGAACUCGACGUCUCGUUGCAGGUAAAUCUUUAACAACACGUGAUCCGGACGCCGCGAACCGAUCGGUGCAGGGUGCAUAUAACUGAUAUUUCAUCGAUGCACAUGCAGCGGAUGGGUAUAACUACCUUGGUCACGCAUCGACGUGUGUUUGUAAAUGUUUUCGCGUUAUAAACCGCGCGUUUAUUCGCUCAAUCGCCAGACGUGUUGCAAAUCACGGGCUAGAAAAUACAGGGCGAAAAUUGGUAAGGGUCGGAAAAAACGUGAAAGAAAAACGAGGGAAUAAAUAAAAAAUCAUAGCACGAAUCGGAAAAAGUGCAGGUUUACAAAGUAGGCGUACCUGCGUACGUGUGUGUAUAAAUAUGCAUAUGGAUAUAUGUACCGCAUUAUCUGUGGGAAAUAAUUGUAAAUAUCUGAUAUAAACGUAAAUACCGAUGGAUGAAUGUUAAUUUAAGCCUGCGAUAUGCCGAAUCGAAUUCAUUCGUUGGCUGAGGGGAUGAAAACGCGUGCACGCGAAUAGAUAGAUAGAUAGAUAGAUAGAUAGAUAGGCAUAAUAAUACAUAUUAUACAUAGGUAUAUACACUGUUGUGUUAUAAUAUAGAAUUUCAAUAAUAGCUCAGGCGUGAAUAGAUUAAUAUUAGUCAAAUACCGGCGAGGUUCGAUCCGAGCUAAAUCGGGGUUUUAUUACUCGACGCGGGAAAGGAAAAAGAAGAAAAAUAAUAAUGAAAAACCAAGAACAAACGAUACUGAAGGAACACACGCGCACAUUCGCACGGAAAAAAGGAAAGUCAAUUUGUACAUAUGAAAAAUAUACGGAUAAUAACUAACAGAUAAUGGAUUAUAUUAAUAUUUAUUGGUGAAAGAUGUACGGAUAUAAGUAUAUAUUAUACAAAUAUGUAUAAAUAGUAAUCGUAGUUAGCGAUAUUGUAAAUUUCACGAUGUUCCAUUCGCAUAAGUUUAUUGUAAUACGAUACAUCCGUAGUAUAGUGUAUUCAAUUAGGUAUAUUAUGUUGUCCGAGUGGGUAUGUAUAUAUUACACAUCAUUGUUUAAGUACGGAUUGUGAAAAUUGUUCGUUUCGUUCGCAAAAAGUUACACUUGCGAAAACAUUUUUUUUUUUUCCAACAAGAAUCGAGCUUAACGUAACUCGGCCGCGAGUCGGUGAAUUUAAAAAAUUUUUUCUUCUCUUUGGUUUUUGUCCUUUCAUGCUCGUUUAAAAUUCCACCCCAGUCAUCAUCGAACACCUUGAGAGAAAGAAAAAGAUGCUCGGACUCAUAAAUUUCAAUCGCCGAUAUCCAUCAAUCUCUUUUUACACUCUUCUCUAAUGUUAAGAAAUGACUGGGUGAAGAAAAAUUUCGUAGCGAGAGAGACGAUUCGUCGCGAUGAAUAAUUUUCCAACACCCCACCCGUUUUCUCUCUGAUUCAUUGGUAAAGAUCAAUCAGCAGCGGCAGCAGCGGCAAUUAUCGGGGUGUGAGACUGGAAUUAUUGAACAAUUUUUACGGGACGGUCCGCAUGCAGGGUUCGAGAAAAAUUGGAAGCAUUACGUAAACCUAUUGAAACGAAUCUCGCCCAGGAAGAUCAGGGCUUACCGAUCGCUGACCGUGUUUCGAUCGAUAUAAUCGAGGCUAGUGCGUCGAGGGAUGGGGAUCUCCAAUUAAACAAUUCGCCCCCUUUAAUCGCUCGGACGUUAUCGGCCCGUACAUCCUGGUCCAGCGGUGUAAUUCGGCUCCUCUUCACCCUCCUCCUCCUCCUCCUCUUCCUCUUCCUCAGCGGUAUCGCCCGCUUAAUCUCCGAACCUUCGAAACGGCGAAACAUUUGCAUUGGCACGGACUUUGUCGGAAAAUCAAAAUACACGGAUACAUGUAUAUAUAUGUGCGAUACAGUAUAUAUUCCGCAGCAUGGCGUCUAACGCCUGCUUACGAAUUUCUGUGCGUAAUCGAUUCGUAUACGUUGUACGUACGCUUACUUAUACGUCGUAUCCACUCGCGAACAUGUGUAUUAAUAGGUUCUGCGCGCAGAGGCGCACUACUCCGGAUAAUAUCCAGCUUAUGAAAUUAAUACUCGCGGUUUGAAUUGCGAAUUCAUUAGACCUGCCUCGUACCCUUCUUAACGUCCCUAUUAAUGAAUGUAUGAGAAUGGUAAGUCCGGAGAACUGUUCAAAGAAUGCUCGCGAUCACCGUGUUUCCUGAUUUUUCUGAUCAUAUUUAUACACAUACAAAAUCGAAACGGAAAUGGAAAAAGAGAGAGAUGAAAAUAUUGAGUGCAACUAUCCGGCGUUUGUGCGUUAUUCAUCCUUUACCCUCUUACCUACACCUGAUAAUCCUGUAAUACUUAUAAUGCUACUAAUACUACUACUAUAUUACUAAUUACUACUACUACUACUACUACUACUGUACUACUAAUACUAAUGUAAUUACCAUUUCCCUCCCUCUUCCCAAAGUAAAAUUAAGAAGAAGAAAAAAAAAUAAAAUAAAUAAAUAAAUGAAAUAAAAGAAAGAUAAAUCGAUGGAAAAAAUUUAAAAUCGCCAUGUAUUAUAAAUAAACGCAAACAAAAAGAACAACAAUAACAACAAAACGAAUACCUAUAUUGAUAUAAAUAUGUUAUCGUAACGUGAUUAUUAUAUAAAUAUAAGGUUAUACAAGGUUAUAAAUUAUGGAAAUAAACUGUAUACGUCCAUUGAUACGUAGAUACGGGAUGAAGAAAGAGAAGAGAAAAAAAAAAAAAAAAAAAACGAAAAAUGAAACUGAAAACCACAAUUUUGUCGUUAUUUUCAUCUCUUCUUGCCAUUCAUAAUCUCU
Neodiprion virginianus is the source of this 9175-nucleotide messenger RNA. It is a transcript of the gene tei, whose product is annotated as hemicentin-2. The transcript is spliced from 10 exons. Gene Ontology annotation, cellular component: cell-cell junction. Gene Ontology annotation, biological process: cell-cell adhesion. Bases 1369 to 3462 code for a protein of 697 amino acids. Gene Ontology annotation, molecular function: cell adhesion molecule binding. Lineage: Eukaryota; Metazoa; Arthropoda; Insecta; Hymenoptera; Diprionidae. The record is from RefSeq and is a predicted model, not a curated record.